AUGGGCUUCUUUGAAGACGAGGACAAAAAGUACCAGGAGGAGGUUAACGAUGUCAAGGCUUGGUGGCAAGACUCAAGAUGGAGGUACACCAAGCGUCCCUUCACAGCUGAGCAGAUUGUGGCCAAGCGUGGGACCAUGACGAUCGACUACCCUUCGAACGUCCAGGCCAAGAAGCUCUGGGGUAUCCUCGAGCAUAAUUUCAAGAACAAGGUCCCAAGCUACACCUAUGGCUGUCUCGAACCUACCAUGGUCACCCAGAUGGCCAAGUACCUCGACACCGUUUACGUAUCGGGCUGGCAAAGCUCUUCCACCGCUUCGUCAACCGACGAACCCUCCCCCGACCUUGCAGACUACCCUAUGAACACCGUACCGAACAAGGUCAACCACCUCUGGAUGGCUCAGCUGUUCCAUGACCGGAAACAGCGCGAGGAGCGCAUCACCACCCCCAAGGACCAACGCCAAAAAGUUGCCAACGUUGACUAUCUGCGUCCCAUCAUUGCUGAUGCGGACACCGGCCAUGGUGGUCUGACCGCUGUCAUGAAGUUGACCAAGUUGUUCAUUGAACGUGGUGCUGCUGGUAUUCACAUUGAGGACCAGGCUCCCGGUACCAAGAAGUGUGGACACAUGGCCGGAAAGGUCCUGGUGCCUAUCAGCGAGCAUAUCAAUCGUCUUGUUGCCAUCCGUGCUCAGGCUGAUAUCAUGGGUUCGGAUCUCCUUGCCAUCGCCCGUACCGACUCCGAAGCCGCUACCCUCAUCACCUCUACCAUUGACUUCCGUGACCACCCCUUCAUUGUCGGAUCUACCAACCCCGGUCUCCAGCCUCUGAACGACCUGAUGGUGGCUGCUGAGCAAGCUGGUAAGUCUGGAGAGGACCUCCAGGCCAUUGAGGACCAGUGGAACGCUCAGGCUGGCCUCAAGCUCUUCGACGAGGCUGUCAUUGACACUAUCAAGAGUGGUGUACACGUCAACAAGGACGGUCUUAUCAACGACUACCUGAAGGCUGUCAAGGGCAAGAACAACAGCGAGGCCCGUGCCAUCGCCAAGGGCAUUACUGGUGUCGACAUCUACUGGGACUGGGACUCUGCCCGUACCCGUGAGGGUUACUACCGCUACCGUGGCGGCACCCAGUGUGCCGUCAACCGUGCGGUUGCCUUUGCACCCUUCGCCGACCUCAUUUGGAUGGAAAGCAAGCUCCCCGACUUCAAGCAGGCCAAGGAGUUCGCAGACGGUGUGCACGCCGUCUGGCCCGAGCAGAAGCUGGCCUACAACCUGUCGCCAUCCUUCAACUGGAAGAAGGCCAUGCCUCGUGACGAGCAGGAGACCUACAUCCAUCGCCUCGGUGAGCUCGGAUACUGCUGGCAGUUCAUCACCUUGGCCGGUCUGCACACGACGGCACUCAUCUCGGACCAGUUCGCGCACGCGUACUCGAAGCAGGGUAUGCGGGCGUACGGCGAACUGGUGCAGGAGCCCGAAAUGGAGCGGGGCGUCGAUGUGGUUACACACCAGAAAUGGAGCGGUGCUAACUACGUGGACAACAUGUUGAAGAUGGUUUCGGGAGGUAUCAGCAGCACGGCUGCUAUGGGCAAGGGUGUGACGGAGGACCAGUUCAAGGCAUAA
Molecule: messenger RNA, 1617 nt
Organism: Aspergillus ruber CBS 135680
Lineage: Eukaryota; Fungi; Ascomycota; Eurotiomycetes; Eurotiales; Aspergillaceae
Product: isocitrate lyase 1
Exons: 3
Coding region: 1-1617 (538 amino acids)
Biological process (GO): carboxylic acid metabolic process
Molecular function (GO): isocitrate lyase activity
Source: RefSeq, a predicted model, not a curated record